Ascoidea rubescens DSM 1968 is the source of this 1015-nucleotide messenger RNA. RefSeq lists its product as uncharacterized. The coding region runs from base 58 to 942 and encodes 294 amino acids. Lineage: Eukaryota; Fungi; Ascomycota; Saccharomycetes; Ascoideales; Ascoideaceae. The record is from RefSeq and is a predicted model, not a curated record. The transcript has a single exon.
CAAGAACAGUGUAUUCUGAAAGACCCACAACACUAAAUAACAACACUGAAUAACAAGAUGGAUGGCAGAGCCAUAGAGAUAUUGUCCUUUCCCGAGAAGGUUCCCAAUUUUCCAUCAGACAGAAAUUUAAAGAAACCAUUACUAUUGAAAUUUAUAACAAAAUUAUUGAAUUACAGUGGAUAUUCCGUUUUGGUGAUCUAUGUAUUAUUAUUCACUGUCUUGAAGCCAAUUUUGUUGAAUAAAUUAAGCUUAAGAAAGGAUUAUUUGGGUUUUGUUUUGAAAAAACUAUCUAUAUUUAAUCAAAGGAUUUCAAAGCAUUUUACCAUUUUACCAAAUGUUUCAUACAAGAAGUAUAAAAACGGGGAACUAAAAUGUUAUGUUGAUUCCCAAUUACAAACUGAUGAUUAUGAGACAAACAACAUAUAUCUAUUAGAGCAACAAGAAAAAGAAGAGCAAGAACUAAGAGAAAAGGAAUCACAAAAAUCUAAAGUCAAACAUGUUACCUUUGAGACAGGCAACCAAGAAGAGGAUUCAGACUAUAAUAACAAUAGUAAUAAUAAAGUUUUCAAUCCAUAUAAAUCCAAUUUAAUUCUAAAGAAUAAUAAUGAUUCAAAUUACAAUAAAAGAUUUUUAAAAUUGGACAAAAUUAAGAAAACAUUACAAAUUUAUAACAGCGAUUUGAUUAAUUACUCUAACUUUAAUGAAUUAAAUCCAUUUAAAUUCCAAUUAAAUGAUUUGAAAAAUAAUAUUGAUUUAAUUUAUUAUGAUCAAAAUAACCUAUUCAAAAUACCCAAGUAUAUCAGAAGCAGCUUACAAAAUAGCAGUAAUAGUAAUGAAGAUUAUCAUAUUGAUGAUGAACUAAAAGGAAAGAAUCUGACAAAGGUUAUUACAAAUCAAAUAAGAGAAAUGAAAGGGAUGUUUUUAUCGGGUCAAUAUAGAUAAGACAAGGUUAUUUAUUGUGAUAAUUAUGUUUUUAAAUUAAAAUAGGAAGUCUAUAAUGUAAAAUUUAUAAUGU